GUGGUUAAAGCUCAUUUGCCGCUAACUUACCACAAGGGUUACAGCUGAUUGUCAGAUAAGUGCACAAAUAUUAAAGACUGCAUUAGAAUUCAUACUUUCAAGCAUAUUAUAAAUUGGAAUUUUUAUAAUUAUGUCAAAAAUAGUAGUGGCCAAUGAAUCGCAGGUUAUCGAGCGACUGACUAGUGAAAUUUCAAAGUGCGCCCAACAGGCAAUCGCGAACAAUGGAGUUUUUCGCGUUGGACUCUCAGGUGGCUCCGUACUUAACUUCUUAUGUAAGGCUGUUCCACACACCAAUUCAGACCUGAGCAAAUGGAAACUCUUCUUCUGUGAUGAACGAUACGUUGACGAAACCGAUCCGGAAUCUACGUACGGUGCUUACAAAUCCAAACUGGUGCCGCAAACCAAUUUACAAUUACAACAAUUUGUACCCAUUAACAUUGGUUUACCACUAGAUGAGUGUGCCGCUGAAUAUGAGCGCAAGCUAAGGAAAGAGUUUGGGCGAAGCACUGAUGGCAUUCCUGAAUUCGAUUUAUUGCUCCUGGGUAUGGGACCUGAUGGACACACCUGCUCUCUAUUUCCAAAUCAUGCAUUGCUUAAAGAGAAGACACUUCUAAUCGCACCUAUCGCAGAUUCACCUAAGCCGCCGCCGCAGCGGGUUACCAUGACCUUUCCACUUAUCAACAAUGCCAAGUGCUGUAUUUUUGCAAUGUGUGGCUCAGGGAAAGCAGAAAUGGUUAAAAGAGUUUUCGAGGACAAAGAGGACCUACCAGCUGGCAGAGUUUUGCCAAAGAAUGGUGAAUUGAUUGUUAUCCUCGAUGCCGAAGCCGGGAAAUAUGUUCAAUAGCUUUAAUAGCUAAACUGCAAUCUGUAUACAAUACAUACACUUUAUCAAGAAAGUGUUUUCACUUAGUAAAAUAUUCAGAUUAGAAAGCCGUUCAAAGCUAUGUAUAUUAUUAACUUAUGUAUUUACCAUGUUGUUAUAACAGUAAUCACUGAAUUUCCACCGAAGCAAGUACAUAAGUUAAUGAUAUGAAAAUCGUUGGUGUUCGUUAAAUAAAGAGGAAAAAUCAGGAUAUCUUACUAUGGGAAAACACCCUUUUGAGAAACUACAUAAUAUGUAUAUGUGCAUAGUAUAUAUAGGAGUACAUAUUCUUGAAUGAACGAACCUAUUUCCCAUUACACGUAUACGAAGAAGUUUAUUAAAUAGGUUGUGCCUUGCAUUUAAUAAAUAUUGUAGUAUAUCUUCAAUAAAAUACUCGUACAAUAGUAAACGUAA
This is a messenger RNA of Rhagoletis pomonella (apple maggot), 1276 nucleotides long. RefSeq names its product probable 6-phosphogluconolactonase. The coding region runs from base 131 to 844 and encodes 237 amino acids. The transcript is spliced from 3 exons. Gene Ontology annotation, biological process: carbohydrate metabolic process; pentose-phosphate shunt. The record is from RefSeq and is a predicted model, not a curated record. Gene Ontology annotation, molecular function: 6-phosphogluconolactonase activity. Lineage: Eukaryota; Metazoa; Arthropoda; Insecta; Diptera; Tephritidae.